UCCGACAUGGUACUUUGCAUGCCCUGAAGCAAAUGGAAAUGACGAAGGAACUGUAUUGUAUAUAAGUAUCGUCGCAAAUGACCUCAAAGUUGCUCAAGCUGCAAGGAACAUCACUGCCUCACCUUCAAUCAUGAAGUCUUUCAUUCUCUCCCUCCUUGCGCUCGCAAGCAGCUCUGCCGCACAUUACACCUUCCCCGAACUCGUCAUUGGCGGUAAGGGAACCGGCAAUUGGCAGUAUGUCAGGCAGACUGCAAACUACCAGUCCAAUGGCCCCGUGACCGACGUAUCCUCCACCGCCAUCCGCUGUUACCAACUCGCGCCUGGCACCUCCGCCAAGACCUACACCGUCAAUGCCGGCGACACCGUCGCCUUCACUGCCGCAGCCAGUGUAUCGCACCCGGGACCCAUGCAGUUUUACAUGGCCAAGGUACCCUCUGGUCAGACAGCUGAGACCUGGGAUGGCAGCGGCAACGUGUGGUUCAAGAUCUACCAGGAAGAAGCGAUCACAACUUCGAGCUCGAUCUCAUGGGCCAGCUCGGGAAAGACACAAGUCCCAGUAACCCUGCCGAAGUCUCUACCCUCAGGCGAGUACUUGCUUCGCGCCGAACACAUUGCUCUGCACAGUGCUGGUAGUUCCGGUGGUGCCCAGUUCUACCUUUCUUGUGCGCAGAUCAAGGUCCAGAAUGGUGGCUCGGGCAGCCCUUCUCCGCUUGUUAGCUUCCCGGGCGCCUACAAGGCUAGUGACGCGGGCAUUUUGGUGAACAUCUACUACCCCAUUCCUCAGAACUACCAGCCCCCAGGUCCGGCUGUCUGGAAGGGUUAGAUGGAUAAGGUGGCAGUUGGACUGUGCGCGGUAGUGUGUCUGAGUGUUGUUUCCUUAGAG
Molecule: messenger RNA, 883 nt
Organism: Macroventuria anomochaeta
Lineage: Eukaryota; Fungi; Ascomycota; Dothideomycetes; Pleosporales; Didymellaceae
Product: lytic polysaccharide monooxygenase
Exons: 3
Coding region: 131-823 (230 amino acids)
Source: RefSeq, a predicted model, not a curated record